AUGAGCUGGAACAGGAAAAUCCUGCUUUUACAUUAGUGUAUGAGUAAUAAUAAUAUGAUGACAUGACAUAUGAUAGUACAUAGUCACACUGAACAUUUUUCUGCAUUGAGUAUUCUUUACAUUUAAUGCCUCAAGUAGAAUUUCCUUACAUACUUUUAUUUAAGUAUAUUUUGAAUGCAGAACUUUUAAUUGGAACAGGGUAUUUUGGUGGUACUGGUAGGCCUGCUUUAUUUAAAUAAAGGAUCUGAAUGCCCCCUUCACCACUGACCAUGCAUCUUAUAGCAUUGUUCCAUAUUUUCAUGCAUGUAGAAUCUUAAACUUGAAAGUAGUUGCAAGUUACAGCCCAGUAGGAAAAGUACAGAAUAGAUAGAAGAUUGAUAAAUUAUAUGCAUAUGAAAAUUGUAGUUAAAGGAAAGUCACACUAAAAUACUUAAUACUAAUUAAAAAUAUAUAUAUGUUUUUCUUACCUGUAGUGCUUUCUAUCAAACUAGAUUGUCUUGGUGUGAGAUGCCCCCAAACAAACAUUUCAAAAACUUAAUAGCAAUGUCUCUUUCCAGAAAUCAUGACCUAGUUACUCAAUAUAAUCCACACUCUACUUUCAGGCCUAAAUAUAUCCUGCUCAACAAAGGCAGGGUCUAAAAAUGCUCACUGAGCUGAAAAAUUUCAAACAGUCAGUACUGCCUAUUUACAUGUCAGAUAAAUCAGUCUGUCAGUUUUGCUAAGGGGUCCAGAGAUGCCACUCACAGGGCCACCGAUUCCUUUUAUUAUGAGCAACACCAUUUGUGAGGAAACACCGCCCUCUAGUGGCGCUGAGCGCUGCGGCAUUGUGGGUAGGAAAUACAACGCUAUGUGUAUUUCUACUGACACGUCCUGCUAGAUGGAGAGAUUAAAUUUCCUCUAUAAUACACCAUGACAUAUCACACGGAGCAAGGGUAGAAAAGCAGAUGGAGUAGUUCACUACUAGGCGCAUAAACCGGAUUAUGCACAUGGAUAAUCCGGGGGUUAUUUAUUCCAUCCUUUUCUAUUUUAUCAUCUUCCCUGUUUUUCCGUAGAAAACGCGAGUUACGUAGCCAGCAUUGCUCCGCCCUCGAUUACUGCAGUUAGCCUGAGACGUUACGAAGGAGUCCACCUCUGCACGGGACAGUCUGCAAAAUAAAGUACCGGGAAACCUUAUUUUUUUAAAUCUUGGACGCAGAUGCUCACAACUAGAUUUUAGCAGGGUUUGGAUGUUUUUCAACAUGGAUUACUAAUGAGAUCCUGACUGCAGGGCGGCUCGUGUCGACUGCUGCUUCCACAUUAGCCUUACAAUGUAUCAGACCAUACGGGCGCUUUUACUAUCAAAUGCCCGGUGCGUGGAUGCCAAUAGCGGGAGGUCAUAUGAGGACUUGUUUGAGAGGCUUGAUACCAAUAAAGAUGGGAAGGUGGACGUCGCUGAAUUACGAGCGGGCCUCAAGGCAAUGGGUAUAUUCCGCCAGGGUGCUGCACAGAAAAUUGUGUCUUCUGGUGAUCAGAACAAAGAUGGUAGCCUGGACUUCAAGGAGUUCAGCAAAUACCUGAAAGAGCACGAGAAGAAGCUGCGGCUGACAUUCAAGAGUCUGGACAGAAACAACGAUGGGCGCAUUGAUGCAUCAGAGAUCCAGCAGUCCCUUGCAGAGCUGGGCAUGGACAUCAGCAGAGAGAAUGCCCAGAAAAUAUUACACAGUAUGGACAUUGAUGGGACCAUGAUGGUGGACUGGAACGAGUGGAGAGAACACUUCCUGUUAUGCCCUGCUCACAACUUGGAGGAAAUCAUACGCUACUGGAAGCACUCCACGGUACUGGACAUAGGUGACAGUCUCGCCAUCCCAGAUGAGUUCACAGAGGAAGAGAAGAGCUCUGGUCAUUGGUGGAAGCAGCUUGUUGCAGGUGCAGUGGCAGGGGCAGUCUCUCGCACUGGUACUGCCCCUCUGGACAGAAUGAAAGUCUUCAUGCAGGUUCAUUCUUCUAAGACCAACCGGAUAAGUCUGGUCGGGGGCUUCAAGCAGAUGAUCAUGGAGGGAGGUCUGUCUUCACUGUGGAGGGGAAAUGGGAUUAACGUUUUAAAGAUUGCACCUGAGACUGCAAUCAAAUUCAUGGCAUAUGAACAGUAUAAAAAGCUGUUAUCAUCAGAGGACAAGAAAGUUCCGACACACAUGAGGUUUAUGGCUGGCUCUCUGGCUGGGGCCACAGCACAGACAGCCAUCUACCCAAUGGAGGUAUUGAAAACCAGACUGACCCUGAGGAAAACUGGCCAAUAUUCGGGAAUGUUUGAUUGUGCCAAAAAGAUCCUGAGGAAGGAGGGCGUCAAAGCUUUCUACAAGGGCUACGUUCCAAACUUAGUGGGCAUCAUUCCCUAUGCCGGGAUAGACCUCGCUGUUUAUGAGACUCUGAAGAACACGUGGUUGUCGUACCACCCCAAAGACUCAGCCAACCCUGGCGUGCUGGUGUUGGUGGCCUGUGGGACCAUCUCUAGUACAUGCGGCCAGCUGGCCAGUUAUCCACUCGCGCUUAUACGCACACGGAUGCAGGCACAAGCGUCUCUGGACCCAUCAGACCAGCCCACCAUGAGUAGCCUGAUGAAGAAGAUUGUAGCCAAAGACGGCUUUUUCGGACUCUACCGGGGCAUCCUGCCAAACUUUAUGAAAGUCAUUCCGGCUGUCAGCAUUAGUUAUGUUGUUUACGAGUACAUGAAGACUGGCUUAGGAAUUUCCAAAUGAUGCUGCAAGCUAAUGCAAAAAAGGACUUUGUCAGACUUGAAAAUGACAGACAUACAGAGCAUGACGUCCACCAGCUGGCAGGAGUUCAGCGGAUGCAGAGCUCUAUGUGUCCGACACAGGGUCAUCUGUCAGUAGCUAAAGCAUUUAUUGUUUGUGCUGAGCAUGCUUUAAUUUCAUCCUAUUGUUACACUUAAGACACUCCCAAAAUAUGAACACCAUCCAACAUGAUAUAAAGAUAGUACUGUACUAAAUGCAUAAAAAAUAGAAAACAAUACAUGUUGGGUUGUUAAAUUCAUCCCACUGUAAAAACUGUGAUCAUACCAAAAAAUGGUGACUCAUACUAUUGUGCUUUUUUCGUAACAAAAGAAAUAUUUUCUGUAUAGAAAGAGGUUAUCUAGCAGGAGAAGUAAUGGGUUUCAUUUCAAGGUGAAAUGCCUAUAUGGCAGUUUAAAUGUUCAAGUCCACACCCUUUAGAGGUAAUUUAACACUCUUCUAAGUUGUCUGCCCCCUAAGGUGACAUCAGCUCCAAACAAACACUGCUCCAGUCAGCAGCUGUCAGCUAAAAAUAACUUGCCCUGAAAAAUCAAUAACUUGUUAACACUGGAAUACUGCGUGCAUGAAGACAAAUGCAUCUUGUGCAAUAUGAAAAUCACUAAUUGUGUGUGUUCUUUGAUAAUAAUUUAAAUGUGCCUUAUAGCCACUUUGUGAACUCAACAGAUGUAUUUUCGUCCUACGCAUUACUGCAUUUAUGUACUGUAUACAAUCAUUUUUCAUUCAUGACUAUGGUUUUUAAUUACUGCUUGACAUGGCAACUCUUUCAAAUAGUAAUAACUCGUCAUUGGACUGAAAUACUUGCAUGUGCAUGUUUUUUUCUCAUGUCAUUUCUCAUUUCAACACAUCAAGACCUCCACCCCUAAGUGCACACAUACACACCCACUACAGGAUACGGUUACCGUUGACAUUUUGUUACUGGUUCUUCCACAUAGACCAGUGGUGGGACAUUUGUAUCUACCAUACAAGAUGACAAUCAGUCUAUUGUCUUUAUUAUAACUAACAUCUGUGUAGAUUUUAAACCCUUAAAAUGGAGUCCUGAUUCAUUGAUUGUUAAACUGAACAUGUGAAAACUCCCCCUACUAGUUUACCAUGGUCUUUCCUGGAGGGCUUACUGGAGAACAAUGGCUCAGUGGUGUUAUGUUCAGCCCCCAAGGGUGGAGCUCACUGAUCACUAGCUCCACCUAGUGGUUUAGACAGACACAACAUGGACACAUUACUGCUGAACAGAAAUUUUCAUUAGAAUACAAGUGAAGCAGAUCUUAAUGCAGGCUUGCUACAGGUGCUGGAAAUCCUUGAAAACACUUGAAUUUGAAUGUUUUUAAGGUUGCAAAUGCUUGGAUUUUUAAUAAAGUGCUGUGAAAUUUUGAUUAUAUAGGACGCCAAGUCUGCUUUACAAACAGGUGACACAUUUUUAAAUGCUUUGUUGUGUUUUAAUUUGUCAGCCUUCUGUAGAAUUCUGUCACAAAGCAUUUUUUAUUGUUUGUAGCAUAAUAACAUCUCACUUUAUAUGACAAAUAAGUGAAAUAGUAUACUGCAUGCACUGUAUUUAAAUGUGUUAGUUACCACAGCUGAUAGGUGCUAGAAAAGUUUGAAAAGGUAUUUUGGAAAUCCUUGAAAAGUUCUUGAAUUUGACUUUGGAAAGGGUGUAGAAACCCUGUGAUAUUAUUUUAGAAAUAUGUUUUUUAUUUCUUUAAUUAUUUAAGUUAGGGAUAUUAGACGUGUUUCUUCCUCUUAAGGAUACUUGCUGAUCUAAUAAAAUGCCAGGUGCAUUUUAAAUGGGCAGCAAUAGAUGUUAGAGCUGUUAUUGUAAAAGGAAAAAAACACCUCAAAAUACAGACUCAGUAGAAGAACUAAGACGGAAAAAUAAUUCCAUCAGCUUUAUUUGUUUUUUACCCUCUGAUUUUGAUAUAGAGUAGUUUCAUCCUUGUGUCCAUCUCAACUUCUCAGAAAUGUCGUUCUUUAUUCAAAAGGGAUUGAGAUAUUUGUUUAUAUUUUUCAAUAUAACUAAAAAGUUCUCUCAAUAUUAAGAGGAAAGAAUGGUUUAUAUCGUAAAUAAACAAUUACAGAUUUUGAAAGAAUUGAUGAGAUAUUUGACCGUAGAAAAGACAAUAACAGUAAAAUAGGAAUUCAAUGAGACAUGGAAGUACAUAAAUGAGGCCUUAAAGACUAAACAGUAACAGCAUUGCAGCAUUGGCCGGGAGGAGAGGGGAUGUGUGUGUUUGUGUGCAUGUGUGUACUCUGAGGUAUAUGUGUUAUGUGAAAGAUGAAUGAAUGUGAUAUGAAAAUACUUUUGUCAUGCAUUGUAUUUGUGAAUGUAUUAAUGUUUCACCACAUGUCUGACACCAUCCCAGAAUAGUAUACUUUAUACUCUUUUAGCCUACAUCAAGGUUGGUAUGUAUGAAAGCAUGAAACUAAAUAAAGAUUAUUUUAUAAUAUAUAAAUCCUUAUAGUAU
Centropristis striata (black sea bass) is the source of this 5242-nucleotide messenger RNA. RefSeq names its product mitochondrial adenyl nucleotide antiporter SLC25A24-like. The record is from RefSeq and is a predicted model, not a curated record. NCBI's taxonomy places the organism in Eukaryota, Metazoa, Chordata, Actinopteri, Perciformes, Serranidae. Gene Ontology annotation, cellular component: mitochondrial inner membrane. Gene Ontology annotation, molecular function: calcium ion binding; ATP transmembrane transporter activity. The transcript has 10 exons. The coding region runs from base 1308 to 2735 and encodes 475 amino acids. Gene Ontology annotation, biological process: transmembrane transport.